AUGGCUUCGGAAUUAGAUACGGCAAAAGCCGGCUGAAUCCUGAUAAGAGGAAGACUAUGCAGGAGAUUGUCUGCGGGUGCUCGGGGAAACCCCUCCGCGAGAAUGCCAGAUCUUGUAGAUGCGAGUGCCCUGCAAUGAUUAGGCUGUUGAGGACAUCUGACAAUGGGUGGUACAUCACGGAGCAUCGAGUAAAUCAUAACCAUGUGAUGACGCUGAAUUGUGGUGAAAUGCUGCACUGGCCAUCUCACAAGCACAUCGACGGCUACACUAGAGACCUUGUUAGGAACCUUAGGAAGAACAACAUCAACCUGAGCAAGGUGUACAACAUCAUCGGAGGAUUCUUUGGUGUUCGAAGUUUGAAUGCUAUAAGCCAUGUAAUCUCAACUAUCUCUCCCUCUAUCCCGUAUCCUUAUCUGUCUCUUUCUCUUGUAACGGGAUGAAUCCUAGCGAUCGUUCUAUCUUGUAACCUACGACAGGUCUUC
Molecule: messenger RNA, 482 nt
Organism: Triticum dicoccoides
Lineage: Eukaryota; Viridiplantae; Streptophyta; Magnoliopsida; Poales; Poaceae
Exons: 2
Coding region: 57-440 (127 amino acids)
Source: RefSeq, a predicted model, not a curated record